This is a messenger RNA of Schistosoma margrebowiei, 4854 nucleotides long. Lineage: Eukaryota; Metazoa; Platyhelminthes; Trematoda; Strigeidida; Schistosomatidae. The record is from the annotation of a GenBank genome assembly.
AAAAAGGCGCCUGGUUCGACGUUCAUGCUACUAGCGGAUGUGAUAAUGAUAUGAAGGCCCCAGAAGGUUUCCGGCUGCCUAACCCAAUCGAUUUCGAGACUCAUCCUCCACCAGAGUUGCCAAAAUACUUAAAGCAUCAGGUUUACGAUAAACCUGAGGUGUUUGCGAAAGUAGACAGUCAUGCAAUCCAGGUUGCAGAGUACCAACAUCCCACAUUCAGGGACCUAAUGUGGGAUUUACUAUAUCGGUACAAAUUAGAUGAAUUAGAAAGGGCCCGUGUAAUAUUCCGAUGGAUGACUGCGAAGGAUAUGCAGAAUAUCCACUUCGAAAAUGUCCCUCCUAAUUCUCCGGAAGACGUUCUCAUGUCCUUCAGCACUAACCGCGGCACGUUUUCCAGGAUGUACGAAGUAAUGUGCAAUUAUUCUGAAAUUCACUGUGUCACCGUUAGUGGAUAUGCCAAAGGUGUUGAUUACCUUCCUGGUGACAAAUUUUGUGGUCUUCCUCCCAAUCAUUCAUGGAAUGUCAUUUAUAUUCGAGGAUCUUGGCAGCUUGUUGAUGUUCAUUGGGCGGCUCGCUACCUAAGUUCGGGAAAAAAUGUACCUGAGAAUGUUGUCUAUGAGUAUGACGAUUUUUACUUCAUGAUGGAGCCUCAGCAGGCUGUUUACAGCCAUUUUCCAGAGGAUCAGAGAUGGCAGUUAUUACCUGUGCCCCUCACACUUUCGCAAUUCGAAAAUUUACCACUUACAAAGUCUCAGUUUUUCAAAUGUGCAAUUGAUUUCUUACAACAACAUCAUGGUGUUGUUCGAACCCAGGAUGGUUGUCUGAGAAUGACACUAGGGUUUUGGCGUCCUGGAGGUUUCACUUAUAAAUUACAGUAUUUGGUUACCAGCUACAACAAUCCUGACCUUGACUCACUUACUGCAUAUCCAAGCGAACUGACAGACCAAGUUCCUAAUUUGAAUGUUGAUUUGAAGUGUUUCGUUUUACAAGAAACAACGAAAGAUCGUUUAAACUUUUUCUUUCGACUCCCAGCUUCUGGAAUUUACUACCUCACCAUAUAUGCUCAGGAACUAUCAAGUCUGGCUGUUGGUCGCGAAAGUACUUUUCGAGCCGCUUGCGAAUAUAAAAUUAUAUGUAGCUCACCAGCACGAGAUGCCCAACCGUACCCAAUUUGUCAUGAUGCUAAUUGGGGACCAGCUUGGUCUCAUGUACAUCACUAUGCUCUUGAACCAAGCCAUACAGAGGGUGUGAUCAGUAUACCUAACGAAUUAGAUUCCUCAGUUAACUCCAACGGACAUCAUACACCACUACCAAAAACGGUUGAUAUACGGUUUCAAAAACACCGACCUGAGGUUAAUUUACUAGCAAAACUUCAUCGAAAUGGAGUGUCGGACGACUUUCUUGAUCAGUAUCAACGUGUCACUGAAACAGUGCGUGAAACUUUAUUUCAUGUCACUCUACCUGAACCUGGUGAAUAUGGACUUGAAGUAUAUGCAAAUGAACCAUCUGAAGGUGAUACGUAUACACAUAUGUGUCAAUAUUUAAUACAUUAUGAAUAUCCAUCAAACUGGAGUAAUAAUUGUAUACCACGAUUAACAACUGCUGGUGCAGAUGCCGGUCCAUCUCCUGUUGCUCAUCAAUUUUGGCAUUCUAAUGAAAGAACUAAUAAUAACACACGUAACGGAAAUUUACCAAAAUACUUAUCAGCAACUUAUAAUGAACCAUCAUUAAAUAGUAGUGGUUCAUUAAGAGAAAUGUAUAAUUAUGAAUUAGAUGCACCGCCAAUCGGACAUUUGCCUAAAUUAUAUGCACACUCACAAUACGAAAAUGCAAAUCAGCCAAACUUAAAUCGUAUAAACAAUUACUCAAUGAAUAAUAAUGAUAAUUUAUGCAAACCACCGUAUGGAUAUGUACCUUCGAAAAGUAAUCAUCUUAUGAAUAAUGAUCCUACUGCUUCACCACCCAUUGUACCGUCCUCCAAUGAUCGACUAUCAAAUUUAAACCAAAAUUUCGCUAAUAUCAAACUUAAACAAAAGGAUUCGUCAUUAAAGCAUUCUCCUCGUGUUGAUGCUACUUCGGAUGGAUUAUAUGGUUACAAUCCGAUUACCUCAGACGCACCAACUCUAAAUUCAAUGAAUCAUGGUACUAAUCAAACUGUCUAUUCGCCUUCAUCAUCUCUUGUUGGACAAAAUCAUACUGGCAAUGGAAUACAACAAAAGCAUACAUCUAGUACUAGUCCGCCAAUAAAAUAUCAAAAUUCUGUUCGCUUCGAACCUGGAUCCUCUAGUUAUGUUGGCAGUAAUGGAAGUAAUAAUACAAACAUGUGUUAUGUAUCACCUCCUGGUUCAUCAAAUUCCAGUAGUCUACCUUAUUAUAACAAACAACAGUAUGAUCAAGUCACAUCUACAACUGGAGGUCUUGGUCGAAGUAAUCAACCAGCAUCAUCAUCAACUAAUCAGUUUUACAAAUUUGAUCAAAGUACAGCUAAUUGGAGUUCUGGGCCGAUACAACGAGUUCCUCCAAAAGAAUUUGCCCCAAGUCCUUUAUCAAUGGAUACAUUGGAAGAUAAACCAAAACCACAAGAAAUUCCGACAACUACUGAAAUGUCAUCUACUCCUUAUCAAUCAUUUGACAUCUUUCGAAGAAUUGAUGAACAUGCUGUCUCUGUAUCACAACAACAACAAGAUAAUUUUAAUCAGUUAAUUUGGCAGUUAAUCUAUGCACGUAAUAUUACUGAUGAAUUGGAAAAAGUCCGUGUUAUCUUCUUAUGGUUGUGCACUAAAGAUCUACAUAAAAUGAAUUUUGACCAUGUGAAACCAGAUAGUCCAGAAGAAAUCUUGAUGGGUAUACGUACUGGUAAAUCGACAUAUGCACAAAUAUUUUAUACAUUAUGUCGUUAUGCUGGUUUACAUUGUAAACUGUUAAUUGGUUAUGCCAAAGGUGCUGAAUAUGCCCCUGGUAUGCAUUUCUCCGGUCGCCAAGGUCAACAUUCAUGGAAUGCUGUGCUUAUUGAUAAGUGUUGGCGUUUGAUUGAUUGUCAUUGGGCUGCACGUCGUUUAAUUGGUAAACGUCCUAGUCCAGACAACGUACGCUAUGGAUUAGAUAUGUUUUAUUUCUUAGCUAGUCCAAGUCAAUUGAUUUAUACUCAUUUCCCACAUGACCCCGACUGGCAGUUAUUACGUCAUCCAGUCUCACUAAAAGAAUUUGAGAAUUUAGCUCCAGUCAAAUCUGCUUUUUUCAAAUACAAUUUGGAUCUAGUUACACAUCGUAAUUCUGUGAUUGUAUGCUCAGAUCCAGAAGUUCGUAUUGUCAUAGCUUUUCCAUCGGAUUCUAAAAAUGAUUUAUCAUUUACGUUUGGCUUAUCAUUUGAUAAUCAAGAAGGAAGUGAGGAGUUUCGUGGAAUUCCUUUAACUCGAUUCGGUAGACAAGAAACAUUGAUACGAGAACACACAUCAGUUUUCUACAUUAGACCACCAAGACCUGGAGCAUAUAAAUUACUUAUUUAUGCUAAACAACAUCAACCACAUCAACAUGGACAAAAAGAAGGUCUCGGUAUAGUCAGUAUGAUUCCUGAUGAUUUAAGUUCUGAAAAUUUGUUCGGUGCUGUUUGUGAGUAUCGAUUAGUAGCGAAUUUUGGUUCAAAUUGUUCAUUGCCGCCGUUUCCACCAUGCCAAUCAUCAAGCUACGGACCGAAUGAGUUGGCUAAAAAUUAUCGAAUAACAGCUCAACGUGUUGAUUGUACAUUACGUGCUGUACGUGGUACUUUGGAAAUACGUUUUGGUUUAGGCUCAUUACCAGGUUGUCCACCGCCACGUUUAAUGGCUAAACUCAAAUGUACAUUAGUUGCUGAAAAUGCUCUUUCAAAAAGUUUACUACAACGAAGUAUAAAUGGGAAUUCAGAAGCUGUAUUUGCUAUUUUCUUACCAGAAGCUGGAGAAUAUGGUCUAGAAGUGUACGCUAAUGAUCCUGUAAAAGAUGGAAAUUCUUUCUUUGUGGUAUGGCAAUAUAUUAUUAUAUCAGAUUGUGAUUCUCCAGUUCGUGGUCUACCAACUAUUCCGCCAACCUAUUUAGGUCCAGUUUCACGUUUUGAUUCAAUGGGUUUAAAAGCUUUAAGUCAUACAGAUCCAUUUAUUCAAGCUAAUACUGGUGAAUUGUGUAUUCAAUUUGCUCGGCAUCCUGAUAAACCUUUACGAAUUAUGGCACAAUUAAUACACUGUAGUCAUGAUGUAUCGGAAGAUUGUUCACAGCAAAUUCUUCAACAAACACGUGACUUCCAAAUCUACUUUGUUAUACGUUUCCCUCAUCCAGGAUUUUUCAAAUUUCAAAUAUAUGCUCUUCCUUAUACGGAACCAGGCGAAUCACUUCCUAGCGUCUAUAAUUAUCUAUUGGAAGCAACUCAGGUUAAUCGUGGAAGAAAUGGUCAUGUAAUGUGUUUUCCACAACAAUUCGCCCAAUGGAAAGAAGGUUGUUAUCUUCAUACACCAAUGGAUGGUAUAUUAUAUCCUAGUGGAUCAAAUCAACCAACUGCUGAUACUGUACCGUUUCGUGUCACCAUACCAACUGCACAUGCAGUUGCUGUUGUUGUCGGUGAAGAUUGGACACAUUUAAGUAAAGUUAAUGAUUGUUGGAUUGGUCAAGUUUGUUUAAAACCGUAUUGGGGCAUAGAAAACCAAUUAGCAUUAUGUGCUAAGUAUAAUGUUGACGAUGGAAACUAUGGCACUCUAUUAGAAUACCGAUUAGCUAAACGGUAAACAAAAAUAAAUGGAAAGAUGGAAGAUAAAGGGAUUAGAUUUUACUAAACUAAAACCUUAUGAUAUAUAUAUAUAUAUAUAUAUAUAUAUAUAUAUAUAUAUA